GCUCCCAAGAGUCCUCCUCCAUCUGUGUCUUUCCCCUUCUCCCUCUUAAGCUCCACCAAUGGAGAGGACGCCCCUUCUCAGCCAUAACCAGAGCGUCGCCUGGCGGCGGCGGAGUUGUCUUCCCCUCGUUCUUCUGAUAUCAACAAUUCUGGUGUUGGUUACGAUCGGAGUGUUCGCCGGAGCUCCUCAGAUGGCCCGGAUACUUGGAAGUCUUCGGACAAGGAACAGCGGGGACGAAGGGGCCGUGAUCCAUGCGGCGCACGGGGUCGUCGCGGCGGACGACGCGCGAUGCUCGGACAUCGGGACGGAGGUUCUCAGGGAGGGCGGCCACGCCGUCGACGCGGCAGUGGCUACCGCUCUCUGCCUCGGGGUCGUCUCCCCCAUGUCGAGCGGCAUCGGCGGUGGAUCGUUCCUGGUCGUCAGAUCGUCGGCAGACGGCGAGGCGCUCGCUUACGAUAUGAGGGAGACCGCACCGGGAGCAGCCUACAAGGACAUGUACAAUAUGCAGCCAGAAAAAAAGGUGGUUGGUGCACUCUCCAUGGGGGUACCCGGGGAGAUAGCCGGCCUUCAUGAAGCCUGGAAGAGAUAUGGAAGACUUCCUUGGAAGAGGCUUGUCCUUCCUUCCAUAAAACUUGCUAGGGAUGGCUUUCUGGUAUCUCCUUACCUUGCAGCAACCAUGAAGAGAAGAGAAACGCUGAUAAUGGCUGACCCUGGCCUGCGCCGCAUGCUCGCCCCAGCUGGUAUACUGCUAAAAUCUGGUGAUAAAUGCUAUAAUCGUGAACUGGCGGACACUCUUCAAGCGAUCUCUGAAUGUGGACCUAAGGCAUUUUACAAUGGAAGCGUGGGAGAGAACCUUGUGAAGGAUGUGCAAGAUGCAGGAGGCAUACUAACCAUGCAAGAUCUUCAAAAUUAUAAAGUCGAAGUCAGGUCUCCUAUUGCUGUGGACGUGAUGGGGUACCAGAUCUUGGGGAUGCCGCCUCCUUCCAGUGGCACCUUGGGCCUGUCAUUGGUUUUGAACAUCCUAGCCGGCUACGGAACAGAGGAUGCAGCAAAUGGUCCAUUGGGCGUACAUCGUCUAAUUGAAGCACUCAAACACAUGUUCGCCAUCAGAAUGAAUCUUGGCGACCCGGACUUUGUAAACAUAACGGGCUACCAGCAUGACAUGCUUUCUCCAGAGUUUGCCGCACAGCUUCGAAAGAAGAUUCUAGACAACACCACAUUCGCCCCAAACUAUUACAUGCCCAAAUGGAGCCAGCUCCAAGACCAUGGAACCAGCCAUUUCUGCAUUGUGGAUGCAGAAAGGAAUGCAGUUUCCUUGACCAGCACUGUGAAUUACCCUUUUGGAGCAUCGGUCCUUUCGCCAUCUACUGGAAUACUGUUGAACAACGAGAUGGAUGAUUUCUCGAUGCCAGUGGAUACAGGUGAAGGUGGCCUUCCAGCAGCUCCAUCUAAUUUUAUUCAGCCUAACAAGAGACCAUUAUCUUCCAUGACACCGAUUAUAGUGCUGAAGGACAACCAACUGGCUGGUGUUAUAGGUGGUAGUGGUGGGAUGCUCAUAAUUCCAGCGGUUAUUCAGGUCUUCAUCAACCAUUUCAUCCUUUCCAUGGGUGCAGAAGCUUCUGUUCAAAAGCCAAGGGUGUAUCACAAGUUGAUACCCAACACAGUUUUGUAUGAGAAUUGGACUUUGAUAAAUGGGGAGCACAUUGAGCUACCAGAUGAUACAAAGCUUUUCCUGAAGCAAAGAGGUCAUGAGCUAAAGGCGCAAGCAGGCGGUGCCAUUUGCCAGCUUGUUGUGCAUAGCCUUCAGAAUCCAGUCAAGCGGAAUGGAAGCAGGAAAGAAAAUCCCCUGCUCAAACAAGUCUUUCAUGGAAUCCUUACUGCUGUUAGUGACCCAAGAAAGGAUGGAACCCCUGCAGGCUUUUGAUGAUUUCUGUAAAGUAUCAAUCAUCUUCGAUAUGCAGAACACGUCUAUUCAUCCUCUCAUUUGACGACUGCUGUAAAUAAGUUGUGAUAUGGAUACUACCAUGAAGGUAGAAAGGAUCAAAUAAAGGAAUAAACUUUAUACACAAA
Nymphaea colorata (pocket water lily) is the source of this 2070-nucleotide messenger RNA. Its product is annotated as glutathione hydrolase 3-like. The transcript has 7 exons. Gene Ontology annotation, molecular function: glutathione gamma-glutamate hydrolase. The coding region runs from base 59 to 1924 and encodes 621 amino acids. The record is from RefSeq and is a predicted model, not a curated record. Gene Ontology annotation, biological process: glutathione catabolic process. Gene Ontology annotation, cellular component: plasma membrane. Lineage: Eukaryota; Viridiplantae; Streptophyta; Magnoliopsida; Nymphaeales; Nymphaeaceae.